Messenger RNA from Metarhizium robertsii ARSEF 23, 2184 nucleotides. RefSeq lists its product as uncharacterized. The coding region runs from base 1 to 2184 and encodes 727 amino acids. Lineage: Eukaryota; Fungi; Ascomycota; Sordariomycetes; Hypocreales; Clavicipitaceae. The record is from RefSeq and is a predicted model, not a curated record. The transcript has a single exon.
AUGGCGCCACGCAGGGUCGCGACAACGUCCUCGCACGACUAUGUGUCUCUGGUGCCCCUACCUCCCCCCACGGAAGAAGACGACGACGGCGAGGACGUCGGACAGCGGCCGCCUAAGCCCAAAAGAAAGAAAACAUGGCAACGCUUCGGUCUCAUGAGCUUCAUCAUCCUGCUUCUUGGCUCAGCGAUACUACUUUUAGUAUUGCUUAUACUAUGGAUUCUCUGGAAAUCAUCGAUGAGAGCGGCUGAUGGAGGCCCGGCAGAAACACCCUGGGUGUACAUCUUCCGAGCAAACCGGGCAACCACUCUCGUUGCCUUAUGUACAGCAGGCUUAAGGACAGUUAUAGGCCUCCAGUCAAGUGUGGCUACUGGGAUGCUUGCGGGAAUAAUCCUGGAGAAAAUUGGCGCCCCAUUGUUGAAGGCACCAUUCUACUCCAUCAUCAGGGCUGUCAGUAUCGCUCCAAGCAACUUGUUACCUGCGGUACGCUCCAGGCCCAAAGAUACUCUAUCAUUCUUAGUAUACACGCUUGUGGUCCUUGAGGUCCUCUUGACUGUGGCGUCCCAAUUUCUCUCCGCCAUCCUCACCACCGACUUUGCGGAGGGCACAUUCGCUGAUAUAAACAACUCUACCGACGUCCGGAUCUUUGUACAUGAAAGAGGAAGACUAAAUAUAAACAACAAGUACUGGGAACUCCCACCCGCAUCGAGUUGGACAUUCGCUGAGUCCUCAGAAUCGUUUACCAAAGGAGCGAGCUUUGAUGAUACUGGACACACUUAUCGAGCUUUCCUUCCCUUUGAGGAGGAGGCUCAUCGAACCAAGUUACGAAAAUUCCGCGGCCCAGCUCAUGUUAUAGACCACCGUGUAGUCUGUGCGACACCUUCUUUGAGAAAUCUUAGUCUCAAUUGGAUGAACAAUGCUAUUAGUUGGGACUUAUCAGGUCAAAUAGCUAUGGAAACUACGCUAUACCCAAUGUUAAAAGAGAUUAAACCCCAGGACUAUGUUGAUUUUGUCUGCGCUUUAGCGAAACCGACAUAUACAAAUGUUACGACCGAUACAUAUGUUACGACCGGGGAGUCGAGCUUGUGUGCUAUAGAUUCAACAAAUUGGACGAUAUUACUAGAAGAUCCUUUGGUCGUUCCUGUUUUCGAACAGGGGAGUGGGCCAAACGCCAUUUCUCCAGACAAGGUAGGCCAUCCCAAGGGAUCAAGAAUGUUUAUGAUUUUGGACAUUGUUUCCGCGUUUCCAAUAUGGAGAAUACGUGAUCACCAUGAUUACAAGGUUGUCCGCAACGACGGACCCUGGGUGAUAGCAGCGGGAGAGGAAGGGAUGGAGACUAUCCGGAUCACAGCCUGCAUGACUAACCUCGCACCGAAAACCUUUACCGUCGACAUCCAUAGCGCUUGGGAUAAUCCGGAACCCAGGUUGACUUGGGACUACCAAGCUAAAAGGUACAAUACGGAGACAGCUCGGCAUCAACUCGGUGCAUCAUUGAUACCGGAGAGUUUCGAGAAACGGCGAGUGCUGACCCUAGCACCGAGGCCCCAAUGGCAAGACUUCCCUAAUAAGACGGGAAUAUGGGACUCGCCCUUCUAUUUCGACAAAAUUCUUCAAUAUACAUUGUCAGUGAGUCAUGUGCAGUACGAAAACGGAACUACGGACCCUGGUAUCAUCCUUUCUGAAGGGGACCGAAUGAUAGACAACAACGCAUACAUAUCUCAUAUACACCCCUUCCAAGACACAUUACAUGAUACGAAAAGCCCGGCUUUGGCACUCCAGGUACUGUUGGCAAGGAUCACUCAGAUGGUAUACUAUGAGGAUUUUCUACGGUUGGAUAAUAAAUCGGAUGCAUUGGUUUCGUUCUCCUCCACGGCGUUGAUCCCGAGGAAGUGGACGGGACUGAUCGCCGCCACGGCUCUUGUCGUGAUUCAUUUAACCCUAUUAGUUAUUGUCACAAUCAUUUACCUGAAGUGUACUAAUGAGUCGCUAUUGGGGAGCUCGUGGCAAGCUAUUUCACAGGUCAUCUCCGACGAGACCCUUCCCAUAUUAGAGCAUGCGGACAGAAUGAACGAUGAGGAUAUUAGGCGCUGGGCCAAAGGUCAAUCUCUCGACGCUGGAAACCAUCAGGUUAUCAGAUGUCGAAGCACGGGGCGCGUUUGCUUGGGAAACAAAGGAGAGAAGACUUGA